Molecule: messenger RNA, 1233 nt
Organism: Trichoderma citrinoviride
Lineage: Eukaryota; Fungi; Ascomycota; Sordariomycetes; Hypocreales; Hypocreaceae
Exons: 2
Coding region: 1-1233 (410 amino acids)
Source: RefSeq, a predicted model, not a curated record
AUGGCCUCCUCUCCCAUCAAAUUCGAGAUCCCAAAGGAGUGCCAGGUCUUUCCACUUUUCAACCACCUCCCGCCUGAGCUCCGGCUGCAGAUAUGGACUGCCAGCUUUUCCACGCCUGGAAUGAGCUUCGUCAAGCUUGAGUGUGUUGGCCGAAACUGGCGAUGGCUGUCUACCAGACGCUUUCCAGGGAAUCUUGCCGAACUGGACCCCAGCGAGCACGACGAGAUUGACGAGGUAGCUGUGGAGGUCAAGAACGAGACCAAGCCUAAGAGGCUGAUAGCUAUGCGCCUCGUCCCGUCGGUUGCAGACCCAAAGGCCGACUUUUCCAUUUUUCACGACCUCAACAAGCAGCUCAGGAUGCUCAGCAUGACUUGCGGAGAGUCCCGCGACCUGGUGGACCGCCUCUUGGACAAGGAUGGUGCCGUCCGCAUGAGCAACAGCACGCUGCUGGCCGUUCCCGGCUCGAGCGAUAUCUUGUUUCUUGAGUAUCUCUCGCCUGAGCUCUUUGAAUGCCGAGGCAACUACGACAUCAACCCCAACUGCCGCAACCUGGUUGACAUCCGGCGGGUGGCUAUGCGGUACUGCCACCGGUGGCAUAAGAAGGACGCUCUGACGUGCUGGCAAUGCGGGCUUGUUCAUGAGGCGGAGGAGAGCAUUGCCUAUCCCAGGCACCUGUACCAGUUUCUGUCCAGGCACUUGCCCAACCUGGAGGAGUUUUAUUUCGUGGACUACCUGCUUGUACGCAAGGCUACGCCUGAUGGGGCUACUUCUGGUGAGUUUGCUUUUAACCAAAGCGGCUCCUCUCGCAAGUACAAAUGCGGCCCCCGCACAUACUACGAAGCAGACGACAAGAACUGGAACAUUAAGCCAGAGUUCCUCCACUUACAAGCCUGGCUCCAGGAUCACUUCAUCCGCUACUCCAAGGCCAGCCGGCUUAGCUGCCACAGUCACCCCGAAAAGGUGCGAUUUGGCGUGCUGGCAUGUGAGACGACUAUUGUCCCGCCAGUGUCGCUCUCAGCGCCACCUACGCCGCCGGCCCCAAAGGGUCACAACAAGCGUUUGCUCUGCGAGUCUCAUGCGCUGCGCCAACACCGACGACAGGUGCGUCGCCGCAGGUUCCAGAUGCCGCUGCCGGUGACUUCGAGCGUGGUGGCGGCCAAUGUGCCGUUCAUCUUUGGCGACCCAGAAAACUGGUUUGAGUUUACCUUUGAGAUGGAAUGGAGGCGAUUGUAA